AAAUUUUAAACUCUUGUUUACAUACAAAUCACGGUCAUAUACCUAAAUCAUGAGUCACUUAGCGAUGAGUCAUGACGUACGUAUAUCAAUGCCAAAAGGAAUAUGGCGAUGGUAUUUGGUUAGUGUGAAAUCUUGUUGAUUGUGUCUAAAGUGUAUGGUGUUUGUCGUUUUAAAGGUGUAAUUACAAUUUAAAUUUGGAAUAUAAUUUAUUAAGACAAUGAGUUUCUUUAGUAAAGUAUUCGGUGGUAAAAAGGAACCGGCGCCUUUAUCAACAGCUGAAGCGAUACAAAAAUUACGGGAGACGGAAGAUAUGUUGAUAAAGAAACAAGAUUUUCUUGAAAGUAAAAUAGAACUUGAAAUUCAAACUGCUAAGAAAAAUGGAACAAAAAACAAGAGAGCUGCAAUUCAAGCACUCAGAAGAAAAAAACGUUAUGAAAAACAAUUGCAGCAAAUCGAUGGUACACUCACUACUAUUGAAAGUCAAAGGGAAGCUCUUGAAUGCGCAAAUACUAAUACUGCUAUACUUACUACAAUGAAAAAUGCAGCAGAUGCAUUAAAAUCUGUUCACCAGCACAUGGAUGUUGAUCAAGUACAUGAUAUGAUGGAUGAUAUAGCUGAACAACAAGAUGUUGCAAGAGAAAUUUCUGAUGCAAUUUCCAAUCCUGUAGCAUUUGGUCAUGAUGUAGAUGAAGAAGAAUUAGAAAAAGAGUUAGAAGAGCUUGAACAAGAACAACUUGAUAAAGAAUUGCUUGGUAUUGAAUCUACCAAUGAAUUACCAAAUGUUCCAGCUACUGCUAUUCCAACUGCUCCAAUUAGGACUCGCACAAAACCCAAACCUGAAGAGGAUGAAGAUUUAAAAGAGUUAGAAGCAUGGGCAUCAUAAAAUGAUUUAAUAUCAUAUAAUUAUUCUAAUGUUAACACUGCAGUAUUUUUUAUGCACUGUUAAAAUAAUUAAUUGAAAUGAUGGAAAAAAGCUUCAGAAGUAAUAAGUAUCUUAAAUACUUGUAUUUAAGCCAG
This is a messenger RNA of Eufriesea mexicana, 1017 nucleotides long. RefSeq names its product charged multivesicular body protein shrub (gene shrb). The record is from RefSeq and is a predicted model, not a curated record. Gene Ontology annotation, cellular component: multivesicular body; ESCRT III complex; cytoplasmic side of plasma membrane. Bases 218 to 883 code for a protein of 221 amino acids. NCBI's taxonomy places the organism in Eukaryota, Metazoa, Arthropoda, Insecta, Hymenoptera, Apidae. Gene Ontology annotation, biological process: vesicle budding from membrane; late endosome to vacuole transport via multivesicular body sorting pathway. The transcript is spliced from 6 exons.